Messenger RNA from Drosophila ananassae, 4226 nucleotides. RefSeq names its product protein tipE (gene Teh1). Gene Ontology annotation, biological process: regulation of sodium ion transport. Gene Ontology annotation, molecular function: sodium channel regulator activity. Lineage: Eukaryota; Metazoa; Arthropoda; Insecta; Diptera; Drosophilidae. The record is from RefSeq and is a predicted model, not a curated record. The coding region runs from base 739 to 1578 and encodes 279 amino acids. The transcript is spliced from 3 exons.
GCCAGCGCCAAUGGCAGCGGCGGUGUUAGCCAAUUCCAAUUCUGUGGCAAAUAUCGUGCCGUAAUCGUGCAAAAAAAAAAGAAGAAAAUACCAAAGUCCAGGGCACAGGAGAAUUGCUCUGCUCUAAAUGAUUAAAAAUAGAAAUUAAACUAAAACUAAAUGGAAAACAUAGACUUGUGGCGUAAACAAUAGACGAAAGGCGAAUGAAAACGCCAGAGCGCGCCUUCCUCUGACUGUCGCUCUCUGUCUCUGUCUGUCUGUCUCUAGCUCUCUCACUCUCUCGCUAUAGCUGUCAUUCUCUUUGAGGAACAGCUGUUCCAACUGUCAUAUCUAACUGUCUACUGCCAUACUAGGACUCUGUCACUCUCUCGCUCCCGCUCUCUCUAUAAUUCUGACACUUCCUGCUCCUGCGCCGAAGCGUGUGUACAUAACCUCAAUCCGCUCUGGAUGUUGCGGUAGGCGUCGCUGCCGCUGUCAACGCCAAGUGCAACGCCAGGAGCAGAGCCAAGCAGAGCAUCAGCCGCGGGCGGGCGACGCAACGCAUCCAAAAAGCGUUGAUGCCGUUGCAGCUGCUGCUGCGCAGCCAGCGACAACGACGAAGACAGCAGCAGCAGCAGCGGCGGCGCGACAAGCAGCAGCAGCAGCAACAAUCAUCAACAGCAGCAGCAGCAGACGCAGCAGCAGCAGCAGCAACAGCAGCAGCAGUAGCAGCAGCGCCCUGUGUGCACCGACAAUAAUAUGAGGAGUGGCAGUUCGGAAUUACUACUCGAGCAGCAACAACAAGAGCUACGGUUACGUAAAAUCCGAGAACUGGCUCCGAAAAAGAAAAAUGGCAAUCGGCGCUUUCGUUCGUGGCGGGAACGUGCGCGUUUCUAUGGCACCUCGACACUGGCCUUCUUCUCGGUGACCGCCGGCGCCUCGCUGCUCUUCCUCGUACCGCUCUACGUCGAUCCGGCCAUCUCGACUCUGAGCCACGACUUUAUCGAACAUCCAACCCUGUGCACGACGACACGGCGGGAAGAUCUGAUCGGUAUAUUCAAUUGCUCCUGGAGCUCCUGUCGCGAGGGCUGCACCUCCGAUCUGUAUCGCUGCGUUCACAUUUAUGUGACGUUUAUUGAACAGAAUAUCACAAUACCGGCGAAUAUGACGGAUUAUAGCAAUUAUACGGCGGAUUGGGAACAGUCCGGCGAGGCUACACUGUUGGUGAAUAUAAAGGGAUGCGGGUAUCCGCCCACUGUCACCUGCAAGGACUUCAAUGGCUAUUACGGCAUUGAGGGCGCCAUCUUUCCGUGCUUCUAUUCGCGAAAAAAUAAAACGGUGGUCCUCACCUCCUACAACCACGACGACCAGGUGGCCAUGAUCAUCCACUUCUUCGCGGUGCCCUUUGUGAUAACGGUCAUCUCGUCCAUCGCCCUCUGCAUCAUGCAUUGUGACUGCCGCUGCAAGAAGGAUCGCAGCCACCGGCGCAAUCGGCCACAGUGCCGAAGGCCGCGCAUCGAGAAUCUAAGUGAUACUUCGAUAUCAACGCGAGUGGAUAUGCUCACGCCUGCUAUUGAAGUCUACAAACCGCCCCUCUGACACAAGGACGACACUGUGGAGAGCAACUUAGGAAAUCCCUCGACAAGUAGCGACUUCUAGCAGAACCUAAUACCAAACUCUGCGGGAUUAGCUAAGGAUAAUCUAUUUGUUCUUCCAACAUAGUGUCAACCCCAAUCGAAAUUCAAAUGAGAUACGAGACAAGCAGGCGGCCAAAGGAACUCGAGCCACAACGCCCGACACUAUCAGAGGUUUUAAUGCGAAAACUAGCAACCAAAAACCACAGAAAACCACAGUAAACAGAACAGAAACGAAUCAGAUUAAAAACGAGAGGCAACACACAACAAAAACAAAUACAUAAAUUAAUAAUUGAUCCAACUGAAUAAUUCCUAAGAUUGAUUAAAUUUAGUUACUUUUUAGCGUAAAUGAUUUUUAAAACGAGAUGGCUAAAAAAAAAACAGAGAGGACGACAGUGACGGAAACCAAAAUGAAUGAAACCAUAAAUAACAAAAUUCUAGGCCUAAGCUAUGGAAGUGGCACACACGCUAUAUAUGUGUCUGUAUGUAUGAAUUAAUAUAAAAUAUAUGCAAAUUUGGCAAUGUGUAAAUUUAGUUAAAACUGAAUCAUAAUGGAUAUAAACAUAAACGACCUAAACCAAAAACAGAAACAGAAAAUGCAAUGGAAAAUUUUUUUACUGCUGAAAAUGAGAGAAAACAAUGCAAAAACCAAAUACUAGUCUUAAGUGAACAAUUUUGCAUUAGGUAAUGGAUAAGUUUGUAAUGCAUUAGUAAUUAAAUACAAAUGAAAUGGUCAGCUAGCUAAUCACAAAACGAAAACUGCAAUGGAAAAUGAUAUUAAUUCAUAGUUAAUUCAACAAAAUGGCAAUGCAAUUGGAAAUUCAUAUAGAAAUUUGGCCAGCGGCUUCGAUUAAUCACUCCACACAAAUAAUAGAUAUGCCACGCCUCAUUUUAUAUAGAAUCCGCCCACAUUCGACGACACAAUCCACAAAGCCAUCAAUCGCUUUACUUUUUUGUUGUAGAAAUCGGGAGAACCCCUUCGUCUUAGACGAAGUUUGUAUGCCCUUUCACAAAGUGCCCCAAAGUUGAGAGAAUUUUGUCAAGUUUCAAAAUAAAUUCAUUUUGUCAGUUACUUCUGUUGUUGUUGGUUUAUUGAAUUAAAUAUCGUUAUUAUAAAAUAUUAAAUUAAUUGUUGUUUUGUUGUGUACAACCCCAAUUUCGAGGUGUAGUAGAGUGUUUAAAUAAAAAACGCGUAAAAUAAUUGACAAAAAAAUAUAAUAAUUGAAUAAUGAACGUUUUUUGACUGUGAUCAUUUGAAUGAUAUAUAGAGAAAUAUGAUAUUAUUGAGUAUUGUUGUUGACAACAAAAAAUUAUGAAAAGCAAUUUAACUUCUCAGUCUUGAUUCAAUCAUCAAUCAAACAGCACGCCAGAGCACAUUCCCCACAUACGAUUUUUCACAUUUUCCUAUUAGUAUAUCGCUUAAAUCGUAGUUAGAUCACUUUGGCAUAUUAUUACGAUUGUCUUUAGUUCUUGAGGCAGAUCACUCACCCACAUUUGUGCUUGACAAUAUUUAAUUUCUAAACAAAAAGAAAAUAAAAAGCAAAAAAGGGAAAUUUAAAUCAUUUCAUCCACACUGGCACAACUCACACGAUAUGCUGCGCCCAAAAAUUUGUAACAAAAACUGCUUAUUCUGUUCCACAUUGAGAUACAGAGGCUUUGAAAUGAUGAAUUAGAAACGGAGUUAGGAAAUAUUGAAUGUUAACAUUUAUUUGUAUAAGCUGCGGAAGCAUUGUUGGAUUUAGAGGAGCCUGCAUAGUUUUUUGAUAUUCAUGUAGAUACAUGUAAAUGCCACUCACUAAACUUAAGGAACAUAGCUAUCGAUGGCAUCAAGGAUAAUUGCAUUAUAUUUGUAAUAUCAAAACUGUUCAUAGUUAAGGCAAGGCAACACAAAACCAGAAAAUCUAUAUUGAUACCGGAAACACGAAGUAAUAAUAUUAAAUGUAUAUAAGCUGACUACACGCAAAUGGUAAUAGGAAACUUUUGAAAAGAAAAACCAAAAAAAAACUCAAUGAAACAAAUGAAGCUACAAACAAAGUGCAUAUAAUUUUGAUAGUUAAGCUAAUUUUAAUACAUUUUUUAAGACACUGCAAAAAGGGCAAAAAGGUAACCGUAAUAAAUAAAUAAAUAAAUAAUAAGAUAAACCGAUAAAUAGGAAAAUAUAUAAACCAAAUGAAUGAGAAGCCGUGAAAAUUAUUCCAUUUUUACACACCCUCUCACCCAGGCUCGUUAACUGGUUUUGUUGUUACAUUCAAAUAAUGCAAUAAACAUUUUGAGCAUUUCUUACUAUUAUUGUUAUUAUCAUUGUUGUUAUAAAAGGAAAUUUGAAUUUGCAAAAUGGCACAAUGAUUUUUUAUACAUACACCCGCAAAUUGGCUUUGUCAGAGCAAAGAAAUUAAUUUUAUAAAUUCGAUCAAGUUGAAAAUAAAAGGCAAAGGCAUGAACAAUUCACAUAAAUUUAUACACAUAUAUAAUGAAUGAAGGGAGAAAUAAUAAUGGAAAAUAAUAGAACUAGAACACAUAUUGAAUAAUAACUGAGACAUACAUAUUAUUGAAAGAAAUUAAAAAGAAAACAUAAAAAAGAUACAAAACAAUGCUUUUCAAUUGUUUCGGGAA